Molecule: messenger RNA, 2405 nt
Organism: Naegleria gruberi
Lineage: Eukaryota; Heterolobosea; Eutetramitea; Acrasida; Naegleriidae
Exons: 2
Coding region: 1-2370 (789 amino acids)
Biological process (GO): hypoxanthine salvage; inosine biosynthetic process; adenosine catabolic process
Cellular component (GO): cytosol
Molecular function (GO): adenosine deaminase activity
Source: RefSeq, a predicted model, not a curated record
AUGAGUCAACCACCUUCCGAACCAACUCAACCAGUAUCAUCAUCACAGUAUGUAGAAAGUCUACCAAUUCCAGAGGAAUCAUCACCAAGAUUUAGAUCAAAUUCAAGGUCUCGAGAUGGACCACUCUCUCCUACCUUCCAAAAGAUGCCAGCCGAUGUUUGGGAUUUAUCCUCUGAACACCAUUCGAAAAAAGCUUCUCUUCCAAAAUCACCAUCAAGCUUAUUAAAGGGAUCUAACUGCAAUUUGCAACAAAUUGGAAAAACCAACUCAUCAUCUCAAGUUACACAUCAUUCAAAGACAAAAUUAACUUUGGACAUUAUUCGUAAAUUGCCAAAAGCUGAAUUGCACAGACACUUGGAUGGUUCUGUUCGUGUUGAAACCAUCAUUGAACUUGCCAAGGAACAAGGUGUCGAUUUGCCAUCAUUUGAUGUUGAAGAAUUGAGAAAACUUGUCUCUGUUACAAAUGAUUGCACUUCACUUGUUGAAUAUUUACGUGGCUUUGAUAUUUCCCUCUCUGUCAUGCAAAAGAGAUACAGUAUCACACAAAUUGCUUGGCGUUACAGAGACCGUGGUGUCUGUGCCUUUGACUUGGCUGGGCCAGAAAAUGGCUUCUCCUCAAAGAACCAUGCUUCUGCAUUUGAAUUAGUUCAUCGUAAAAUGUUGAACUGCACUCUUCACUCUGGUGAAGCCAGUGGUUGGGAAUCUAUUCAAGAUUCAAUUCGUUAUUGUGGUGCUAAUCGUAUUGGUCACGGAACUCACUUGAAGGAAAAUCCAGACCUCACUCAAUAUGUUGCCAAUCACAGAAUUCCAAUCGAAAUUUGUAUCACCAGUAACUUGCAAACUAAGGCCAUUCAAAAAUUCGAAGAACAUCCAGUUCGUGAAUUCUUUGAUUAUGGUAUUGUACUUGUUCCAUGUACUGAUAAUACUACUGUUAGUAAUGUAACACUCUCUGAAGAAUACUUGUUAAUUCAAAACCAAUUCGGAUUUGAUGUUAAGGAAAUUGUCAAACUCAUUGAUUAUGGUUUCCGUUCUGCAUUCUUGGACUUGUCUAUUAAGAACAGACUCCGUGCUGAUGCUCUCCAUACCAUUCAAGAAAUCCUCUCCAGUGAAGGAUACGACUUGACAAGUAGUUUCUCUGCCAAGUCUGCUGUUGAUUUGGGCUUUGAUUUCAACAAUAGAGCUGAAAUUCUCCCAGUUGACUAUGAUCUCUACAAGAAUGAAACCAUCAGACAAUUCAUCAAUUCCAUUCCAAAGGCUGAUGUUAACUGUCGUUUCAAUGGUUCAGUUUCUGUUGAUACUUUGUGGACAAACUUGUCACACGAUGAAUACUCUACCGAUUUCCUCAAUUUGGAAUUGGAAUUAUUAGGAUUGGGAAGAAUUCACUCCAAGAAUGAAUUGGAAUGUCUUAUUAGACCACCUGGAGCCAAGCAUGACAAGUCAACAAUUGCUCGUGCCAUUCAAGUCAUGUCCUUGUUCUUACAAACUAAGAGUCAAAUUAUUCAUGGUUGUGAAGAUAUUUUAGAAAAGGCUGCUGCUGAGCAUGUCUUUUAUCUUGAAUUACAAGUGAGACCAACUAUGCACACCAAGAGAGGUCUCAGUGCUCAAGAAGUUUUGGAUGUCAUGGUUGUUACUAUCAAUGAAUGCAGCAAGAGAUAUAAUAUUCAAGUUGGUCUCGUUGUUUAUGGUGAUUUUACUUCCGAUGGUUUGGACCAAUUGAAAGAACUUUCCCUCCUCACCAUUAGAAAUAAGAAGAAUUUGGUUGGUUUUGGUUUCUUUGGAUACAAUGAUGAAAAGGGUGCUAUCCUCCCUGAAUUAAUCCCAGUUUUCAACAUGUUGAAGAAUCAUCAAAUUAACGUUUGCUGUUCUGCUGGUUUCUAUAAUCCUCUCAGUGUCAUUCCUGCUAUCCAUGAUGUUGGUGCUUCUAGAUUGAGUGGUUGUUUCUCCAUCCACUCUUCUCCAUCUGUCAUGAGCUACUUGUGUGACAAUGGUGUUCCUAUUGAAAUUUCCAUGACUGAUACUUUGAAGAAUCUCACAAAGGAAGUUAAUGAAUUUGCUGGAUCUGCUGUCAGAUUAUUCUUGGAUAGAGGUAUCAAGGUUGCUCCAUGUUCACUCGAUUUGACCUUGUACGAUAUGAAUCGUUCUGAAAAUAUCUACUUGAUGUCUAAGGAAUGCAAUUUGAGUUUGAACGAAGUUGUUCAACUCAUGUUAAUUGGUUUCCGUAUCUGUUUCCAAAACUAUUGGACUCGUAAGGAAAUGUUCAUUGGUGCCUAUCACACAAUGUUGAAAUUGGUUGAUAAUUUGAAACUCACAUUUGACACUGAUUCAUUCUCCCUCUUCUGUUCCUCAUACAAUCCAGCGGAAAAGGAUUGAUUCUAAAUUAACUUUAAAUUAUAAAUAUUUAUUGU